AUGUUUGCCUUCAGACGCACAAUGGCUAGCAUGGCCCCUCAAGCCACAUCGAGCCUUAAACAGGCCGGUAAAGUCGUCUGCAUUGGCCGCAACUUUGCAGCGCACAUUGCUGAGCUUAACAGCGCCAAGCCCAAGCAGCCCUUCUUCUUUCUUAAGCCAACCUCCUCCAUUGUCCUCCCUAAUGAAGGCCCCGUUCUGAGGCCCAAGGGCAUUGACAUGCACUACGAGGUUGAGCUGGCUCUUGUAAUUGGCAAGCUGACUCGAGAUCUCCAAGCCUCUGAUACACAGGGUGCCUUGGACGCCGUUGAGGCCUAUGCCGUCGCCAUUGACUUCACUGCCCGAAACGCUCAGAACGAGGCCAAGAAGAAGGGACUUCCCUGGUCCAUUGCCAAGGGUUUCGACACAUUCCUGCCCAUGAGCAACAUCAUCCCCAAGACCGCGAUCAAGGACCCUCACAACAUCGAGCUCUUCCUUCAGCUCAACGGCGAGACCAAGCAGCAGGGCUCUACUAACCUUAUGAUCUACCAGAUCCCCCGUAUUCUGAGCGACAUCUCCAAGGUCAUGACACUCCACCCCGGUGACAUUGUCCUCACUGGUACACCUGCUGGUGUAGGUCCUGCCGUGCCAGGUGAUGUGAUCCGCGCUGGUGUGAGGAUUGACGGAAAGGAGUUGGAGGAGGGUGCCAUUGAGAUCCCUGUCGAGGAGUCUCCUAGCUCAUACACAUUUGCUGAGACUUGA
Molecule: messenger RNA, 738 nt
Organism: Fusarium sp. VM40
Lineage: Eukaryota; Fungi; Ascomycota; Sordariomycetes; Hypocreales; Nectriaceae
Source: the annotation of a GenBank genome assembly